UAAAAGUACAUAAUUGCAGUCAGAGCAGUACAGUGCGGGACCAGACACGACUUGUAUCAGACUUAAAGUUUUGAAUUUCGUUACUCAUCGGCCAACAUGAUCACCCGUCAUCGAGUUUUUCUAUUUCAUAUUCUAUGCUGCGUUGCGGCAAUUCAUGGCAUUUUAUUAGACACAAAUGAUGCCGAAACUUGCGAUCUGUUGUGUGUACAAUGUAACGCCUCCGCGGUAUUUGAGAACGGCCAUUGUGAUUGCAAUUUCGCUGACAGUGACAAAGUCUCAGGUGCAGAAUGCAUACAGCGCAUACAAAAAGAAGUGGAAGCCGUCGAACUAAAUAUGCUUUCCGAGGAUCUGACAGAUGAGGAGCGAGAUGUGCGUUCUGUUUCAAAAUACCGGCGUCGUCUCAGACCGGGAGAUGCCGAGAAAGUGGCACAGUAUUUUAUCAAUGGAGGACCAGCGACUGGUCACUCCCAUUUUGUCAGAGCGUUCAGUGCGGCUGGCGAUAGCGCCGGGUCUGCGAUAAAUUCGUUUUCGGGCGUGGUUGACGAAAGUAACCCCGAAGGCGGGUUUCACGACGCGCCAUUAACCAGUCCUGUUUCUUCGAAUACAUGCGACACUCCGUUGUAUAUGGUAUCAGAAUCCGAGUCGCACGCGAGACAUAUGCAGGGCGCAGAGACGUAUCCUCCGAUUUUAAGGGCAAUGAAUCCAGCUCUCACCUAUCCGACAAGCGGUUUGUACGACCCGAUGAGUCCGUUGGUUUCACUUAUUCACCCACAGCCUCUUCACCCUUUGAUCAGAGCGGCCACACUUCCAACGCAUAUUUUACACCGUAUAUUACACCCUCGUGUGUACCAUCCUGUAUACCAUCACGGUAUCGUCAGAAGCCCUGAAUUCCAACCGGAUACAUCGGAUACAGCCAGUGUUGGUCAACCGUAUAAAAAUGAUGAUGAUUUUACUACUUCCAACCUUCCUAUCGCCAAUGCAAAUAAACUUGUUGAGAAACAUGUCGAAGGAACUCUACCACAAUACGUCGCAUCCCCACCGUGGUACUCGCCAAUGCAAAAUCAGCUUUUCCCAUAUCCGUGCAAUUGUCCAUUCGAAAGUCCUGCGCUGACUACAAGCUCUCCUGUAAAUCCCUAUAUUGUACAACUUGUGCCGUUCUCGCAAGAUAUAUGGGAUCCGUUUUUCAUGUCCAAUUCACAAUCUUCUUAUAAGAAUAAUGUAAAUACUGAACAGAAAAGUAGAGCUUUAACUACUGACAAAGCUGUACAAUUCAAGGAGGAAGUAGAAAAAUCUGACGAUAAAACUAGAGAUAAUACUCCUGAAGAGAAAACAACCGAAAAAAAUAGAGCUGAUAAAUUAUAAAUAUACUACAAAAUUCUUAGAAUAGAAUUACCUUUUUAAAAAAGUAAAAAACGUCAAAUACACACGCCUCACGCUGUACAAACUCUUUUACAUAACGUGUAGUGUUUUAAUAUAUAUCUCAUACAAAAGAUUUUAUAUAAAAAACUAGCAUAAUUUGUAAUUGUCGAUAAAAUCAAAUAUAAUUAUUGUAU
Messenger RNA from Vollenhovia emeryi, 1553 nucleotides. RefSeq lists its product as uncharacterized. The record is from RefSeq and is a predicted model, not a curated record. The transcript has 6 exons. The coding region runs from base 97 to 1362 and encodes 421 amino acids. Lineage: Eukaryota; Metazoa; Arthropoda; Insecta; Hymenoptera; Formicidae.